Molecule: messenger RNA, 1736 nt
Organism: Dermatophagoides farinae (American house dust mite)
Lineage: Eukaryota; Metazoa; Arthropoda; Arachnida; Sarcoptiformes; Pyroglyphidae
Gene: Dbp80
Product: putative ATP-dependent RNA helicase Dbp80
Molecular function (GO): RNA helicase activity; ATP binding; nucleic acid binding
Source: RefSeq, a predicted model, not a curated record
UUAUUUGUAUAUACCGGUUAUAUUUCAAUUUGAAAUUGAUUUUGCUAUCAUUUUUGUUAUUCCAUUGAAUUUUUAACAAUGGCUUCUGGUGAUUCAGAUAUACCUGAAAAGUUGGAUAAUUUAAACAUUGAAAAUAACGGUUCCAUUGGCAACGCUUCACAGAAUGGUGAUGAAAAUGUAUCAGCAGCUGAAUUUUCAAUGAUGCGUAAAGCAUUACGUUCAAAAUUGAUUCAUACAACCAAUCAGGUUGAUGUUUUUCAAAAAGAUCCAAAUAAUCCAUUGUAUUCAGCAAAAUCAUUUGAAGCUUUAAAUAUUCCUGAAGAAUUACUUCGUGGUAUUUAUGAUAUGGGUUUUAGUAAACCAUCACGUAUCCAAGAAACAGCCUUACCAUUGUUGCUUGACUCACAUCGUACCAAUUUGAUUGCACAAUCACAAUCUGGUACAGGUAAAACGGCAGCUUUUAUACUUGCAAGUUUAUUUCGUGUCAAUAUUGAACAACAAGAACCACAAGUGAUAAUAUUAUCACCAACUUAUGAACUUGCUUUACAAACAGGCGAAGUAGCCAAACAGAUGGCUAAAUAUAAACCUGAAAUAACGAUACGAUAUGUUAUUCGUGGUGAAACAUUGCCAAGAAAUACUAAAGUCACUGAACACAUUUUGAUUGGAACACCGGGCAAAAUGAUUGAUUGGGCAUUGAAAUAUAAUUUUUUUAAUAUCAAAAAAAUAUCUGUAUUCGUAUUGGAUGAAGCCGACGUUAUGAUCGAUACACAGGGAUUACGUGCACAAUCGAUUCGAUUGAAACAAUAUCUACCAAAAACCUGCCAAAUGAUGUUGUUUUCAGCUACAUAUACUGAUGAAAUUAUGGAUUUUGCUAGACAAAUUAUUCCUGACCCAGUAGUGAUAUUGAAAUUACGUAUUGAAGAACAAAGCUUGGACAACAUUAAUCAGUAUUAUAUUGUUGUCCGAAAUGAACAGGAAAAAUAUGAAGCAUUAACCAAUAUAUUUGGUACGGUUGCCAUUGGACAGGCAUUCAUUUUUUGUGAAACAAAAAUUUCGGCAUCAAAUUUAGUGCAACAACUUCGAAAGGAUGGCCAUUCUGUUGGUUUAAUAUCCGGUGAUCUUACUGUUGAACAACGAAACGAAGCUUUACGACGAUUCCGUGAUGGAUUAGAACGUGUAAUUGUAGCCACAAACGUAAUGGCACGUGGUAUCGAUGUAGAACAGGUUACGAUCGUUAUUAAUUAUGAUCUACCAACAAAUCCUGAGACCAGAAAUAUUGAUUUUGAAACAUAUCUACAUCGUAUUGGUCGUACAGGACGUUUCGGUAAAGAAGGAUUGGCCAUAAAUUUUGUCGAUGGUGAUCGUACAAUGCGUAUGAUACAACAAUUGGAAGAACAUUUUAAAAAACCGAUAAAAAAAUUGGAUGCUACCGAUGUUGAUGAAAUUGAAAAAAUUGGCAAUGAUAUGUAAAACAUUGUUCAAAAACAACAUUUUCAAACAUAUAAACAACAACAACAACAACAUUUACAACAUUCGAAAAAUAAAUUAUUCAUCUCGGAACAACUUUUUUAUAUGUUAAUCACCAUCAUCAUCAUUAUUUUUUUUUCUACUCUAAAUUUGUCUUGAUAAAUAAAUCAGUUAUUAAUGAAUUGAAAAGUGAGGAGGGCCAAGUGUCUUUGGAAUCUCGAAAUUCUUUCUUUUUUUUUUUUUCAACUAAUAUAAAAAGAUUACCCGGU